Molecule: messenger RNA, 607 nt
Organism: Leptopilina boulardi
Lineage: Eukaryota; Metazoa; Arthropoda; Insecta; Hymenoptera; Figitidae
Gene: mRpL52
Product: 39S ribosomal protein L52, mitochondrial
Exons: 4
Coding region: 157-552 (131 amino acids)
Biological process (GO): mitochondrial translation
Cellular component (GO): mitochondrial large ribosomal subunit
Molecular function (GO): structural constituent of ribosome
Source: RefSeq, a predicted model, not a curated record
CCUAAAAUUCUCUAUUGACAACUUGAAGUGCUGUAUUUUUCAUUAUUGAACUAUUAUUUAUUUAUAAUAUGUAAAAGUUAUUAUCAUUCUUAAAAAUUGAAAACAUCUGAUAAAUAAAGAUAUUAGUGUAAAAAUACAAAAAAAAAAACAAACGGAAUGGCACUUUUUAAAAGUAUUACACAUUGUACUCGAACAGAUCUCAACAUUUUAGUGAAAGGAUUUAAAACUUCUUCUGUUUCAUGCAUUGAUCAAAAAUGGAGAAGAGAGAGACGCUUAACAACGAAUCCAAAUGGAUUUGGUCCUUUAACAAAUUUACCCGAUUAUUCAUUUAAGGAUGGAAGACCAGUUCCCUUAGGUGUCAAUCAAAACAGAAAAUUAGUUAAAAAUCGCGAAUACGCUGCUAAAAUUGUGAAAUUAGUUGGAGAAGUUGAUUAUGCUGUCGAACGAUACAAUAGAUUAAUAGAGGAAAAGAAAAAAGAGAGAGAUGAAAUUUUACGCAACAAAUUAAAACCAAAAGGUCAAUUAUUGUUAAACAAAAAUAAUGAUUCAUAGUUUGUCAUUUAAUUUCUGUUAUUAGUUUAGAAAAUAAAUUUUUUCAAAUUCUAAA